Moneuplotes crassus is the source of this 858-nucleotide messenger RNA. NCBI's taxonomy places the organism in Eukaryota, Ciliophora, Spirotrichea, Euplotida, Euplotidae. The record is from the annotation of a GenBank genome assembly.
AAAAUACCCAAUCCAUGGAAGACUUCAAAAUUUGUUACAGAGACCUUAGAGGGCAAGUUUGCAACAAUACUAUUUAUUUGCCAAUUGGACAUGCCUCUCGUCCAAGUGCUUUUACCAGAAUUUCAACACCAGAAUCUCAACAUAAAGAGCAGGAUUUAUUUAAAUUUGAGAUUUCUUUGAAGGACGUUAACCGCCCAGAAAUAGUGGAGUCAGAACAAUUCAAAAACCAAGAUGAGCAGUUUAGCACCAUUUCAUCCCAGGAAGAAGAAAUACCACAGUUAAAAGCCACUCCUUCGUUUAAUCCUCAAAGUUCUGAUGUUAUUCAAGCUAAUGAAUCCAAGGAAGAAAUUAUGGCUGAAUUCAUGUCGAGCCUUAAAGCCCCUUCUGAAAAGCCAAGACACGAGAAGCAAUGUAUGAGAGUUACAUCAGGAAAUAGGAAGUAUUCAGCCGAACUUGAGGGUUGCGAAACUUCCUCCAAAACCUACCUCUUUGAGAUCGGAACGAACCCUUCAGAAAUAGAUUUUUCUCCUGCUAAUUGUUCUCAGUUUUCUCAUCUGAAUAAGCCUAGAGUAGGAAUUUACAGCCAGAAGGUCAGGAUGGCCAAAAUCCUUCGUUACAAGGCUAAGAUCCAGAAAUGGAUACGUGGAGAACACAAGAACAAGAACUUGUACUAUAAGAGACGGACUAUCGCCAAGAACAAGAAGAGGGUCGGAGGCAAAUUUGUGAAGCAGAAUGCCUAAUUUUCUGACACAAUUUGGAAAUUAGUGCUGUAAACAAUCCCAGUCCCAUGAAUACAUUAUUUCUGGAUUAUAGCAGCCAUUAACUUUUUAACACCUAAUAAAGCUUUAAAUACACUUG